Messenger RNA from Trypanosoma theileri, 3798 nucleotides. RefSeq lists its product as uncharacterized. The transcript has a single exon. Gene Ontology annotation, molecular function: ubiquitin-protein transferase activity. Lineage: Eukaryota; Euglenozoa; Kinetoplastea; Trypanosomatida; Trypanosomatidae. The coding region runs from base 1 to 3798 and encodes 1265 amino acids. The record is from RefSeq and is a predicted model, not a curated record.
AUGGGUGCAUCUGCUUCUUCAGGUGCACGUGGGUAUGAUGCUCUGCAGUAUAGCUCGAAUACCACAGCAGUCACGGCAAACUCUAAUUCCAUUUCUGCAGAGAUAGAAACAUUUAAGCAAUCAUGGGAAAAGCAAUUUGUUGCUGUGGUGGGAGAAUUGGAAUGUGUAUCAUCUGGUUACACUUCAUUUGCAGAUUAUAAUGAUAUUGCCGAGACGAUUAAAAAGAUAUGCAAAGAAAUCAAAAAAGAUAUAACUGCAGGAAAUUCACGUACCUCGGUAACUUCCACCUAUGUUCAUAAUAUGACUCUUUUUUCUUUCUUUAGGAUGGCAGCAGAGCAUAUUCCUUAUGUAGCAUCCCUUGUAAAGAAUGCACCUCGAUAUUUAGUGCUUGAACGUAUUAUGGAUAAUGUGGCUGGGCUUCAGCGAGACACAUUAGAGUCGUGUAUUUCGCUAGCAUCAUUAGAAACCAUGUCAGUAAAAGCUGACGAGAGUUUUCAACAGUUAUUAGAGAAUAUGGUUCCUUAUUUGCAUAAUUGUGUUCGUGUUAUGCCUAUAAGUAUCAUUGGUAAUAAAAACAAUUACUUUGCUCCUUCUGAACCUAUAUUGGCAUCAUAUAUUGCACGUAAUGCUAUGAAAAAUAAUAGGGUGGAUUUCUUUGUUUCACUAAAGGAUCGUAUAGAAAUGUUGAAUCGUUCUAAAAGUUUCCAUAGUGAAAAAGAUAUUGUACAAGCAAUGAGAUUUAUUUCUGGAUUUAUAUCUGAUAUGCUUUCAUGUUUUUCCCUUCGACUUAUUUUCCAUGUGUCUCGAUACAUACGAGUAAAACGCAAAGAACUUGGAGAUGCGGCGGUGUUGGGAGGUAGAAUGCUUCUUAAAGGAUUGGAAGAACACGCUUUAAAACUAUGUAAUGGUUUUGAGCAACUGGCGGGUUCUUUCUUUAAGGAGUUUAGACGUCAUUAUCCACAUAUAUUUGUGAAUAGCGAUUACCUUGUUCACUGGUCAGAAACAGAUGGACAUCCCCCAUCUCUUACAGUGAUUAUGAAUAUUCUACUGAAAAUGUUAUUUCUCUUCGCAGGGGGUUCAAAGAGUAUUGCGGCAGAUGAUCGUCGUGAUAAUCUGCAAGAUAAUGAAUCUGUUUCUACUGCACAAACCGAAUCUCAAAAGCUUGCAGCACGGAAAACAAAAGAAUGGAAAGAAAAUCGUAUGGGAGCCAAUUCUUUACUUACCGAAGAUCUCGCUUUAGCCUCUGCACUCCGUGUAGAAGCAAUUGGAUGGACAACGGUUAUUAUUAAACUCUUUCGAUCUUCUACCGGUGUUUUUCAAGGAAGAAAUUCAUCCGAUGCGGUGAUUUGUUCAAAUGUACUCCGCAUUAUGUAUCAAUUCAUGGGCGUUCUUCCCUUUGGCUCUUUCUGUCCAGCCGAUAUGGGAAGAUGGAUGGAAAUAUUUCCCCUCUACACAUUAAGAGAAGAAGAAAUUCAUACCAUGUUACAGUUGUAUUGUCAAAUAACUGUACAGGAAACCCACAUACUACGCCCUAUAGAUUGUUUUAACGUUUUUGAUUCUCUUACUAAAUCUAUUCAUAAAAAAGUCCCUCAAAUUCGUAAACGUUCCAAAACGGGAUUAGUAAGUGAUGUGAUUGUUCCAGAAUUUGAUGGAGAUGUAUUGGAAGUAAACAGUGAUAUUCAAUGGAAACGACAUUGUCGUCUUUUGUAUGCAAUCUUCGCAACUGAAUGUAUGUCUUUGACUAAACUUCCUGUUGAUAUCACAGACGGUGUAAAGAUGGAAAUGAGAGAACAAAUGUUGGGAAAUUUAUCACCCUCGGAACUUCAAAUAUUAAAAAGUGAACUCUCAGAUGCUCGUAUGCAAUUAUAUGCAGAGAAAACAGGAGCUAUUUUACGUUGGGAACAUGAAGAUCAUGUCAGAAGUAUCCGUCAUGGUGAUGUAUUUAAACUUACUGCUUUACCUACUGAUAGUAUUCUGAAGAGUUCAGAGAACUCCACAAUACUUCGUGAAUCUUCAGAAACGAAUAAUCAAAAUGGGGUAAAGGGAGAUUUAGGGGCAUCUCUUUCUUCUGCGAAGUUACCAAUGUCAUCCCUUGCCGUUCCUCAACAUGCGGCGUUCCAAUUAGGAGAAGUUUCAUCAAGUGAUAAGGGUGAAAAAGAUUCCACACAUACGGAGAAAAUUUAUUUUGAAUGGAGUGUUAUCUGGGCUUGUCAAAUUAAUGAACGAGAACAUGUUGUUAUUUUUGAUACUGUAGAGGCUUUUCCAUCAGAUGUUGCGAUUAUAUCUAUAACGUUAUUAGGACGCAAUAUACCUAUUUUCCUUGAAAUAGAAAAUAGAGAUUUUGCUUGGACAAAUUCCAAAUAUAUGUUUAAUCGUGAUGCCUCUGCCUCACGUAGUAUUCCUUUUAUAUUAGGAUGGUUACUUGGUAGUUGUUUCACUAAUGAAGUUCAGUUGCAACUCCCAAUAGCCCCUUUAGCCUUUCGUAUGAUGAGACGUGUGAUUAAACAACAGGAUGUACUAGCGGAUUGGUAUAUUAGACCAGCAGAUUUAAUGCUUAUUUCUCAAGAAUUAUAUGAACAAUUAAAAAAUUUAGAUGGAAAACAUCUUCAAAAUGUAAUGGACCAUGUAGCUGGUCAAAGCGAUGUGUCAGAUGCCAAGCGAGUAUUGGCAUUAUCAUUACGUCGAGCGUGUGAUACUUUAAUAUUAAAUAUUCGAAAUGAUACCGAUAUGUCUAUUGCCUUUUGGGAAGAAGUGGCUCGUGGAUUAGAAGCCACACCAGUGGCCCAUUCACCUUUACUGGAAACCUGUUGUGCUCGUAUUGUACGUCAUGUACUGUGUGGAAAAACAUUAGGGAAUGAAUACCGCAAAGAGGGAUUCCGUUGGGAAGAUCAUUUUGUUUUUCUCUGUGGUCCGGAAUUGGCAAGAAGAAUCUAUGCAGAUGAUGUACGGAAUAUCGUGAUUGAAUCUCUUAAUAAACACUUUACGGGAGAUGAGGCUCAACAAGUUUUACUCUUUCUCACAGGAGAACCACGUUUACCACCUACUCCCUUCUCCGAGUGUUUCGUAUUAACAUUUGCUUUAGAGAAGAGUUUAAGAAAAGAAGGUAAUAUUAUUCGCAUCUUACCAGGGAAUUGGGCCGGUCAUUAUAUUUUUGAAUUACCACAUUAUAUGCGAUCACUCUUACGUGGAUCUCGUCGAAUUAGUCAUGUAGCCACAGAGAGUCCAUCCAUGUCUUCUUUACAUGAAACUAAACCAGAUCUCAUGCAGGAAUUAGCAGAAUUUCAAGAAGUUUUUAUUAAACAAUUACGAGAUGCUAUUAAAACAUUAAAACCUUAUCCCGAUAUGAGUCGUGUACUCCAACCGUUUACAGAAGAGAAAACAAAACCUCUAUUGAAUGUCUCUGCAUCUAUUCCCUCACCCGGGAGAACAAGUAUAACGAAUAUUGUUUCUCCUCCAAGUACCAGAAGAACAAGUGAAGAAACUUCACGGAGUCCACGUCCAAAUGGAUCGACUCCUCAAUCGAAUCUACAUUCCAUGACGAAUAUGGGAAAUGAACACUUCUUUACUCGUAUUGCGGCAUCUCAUGAAAGAGAUGGAAUUGUCCUUCCCGUUAGUUUUUCUUUUGCAAAUGAGACGAGAGAAAAGGGAGCAUCGGAGUCUACAGAAAAUAUAGGAGUAACGUGGGGAGGAAGUGAGGAAGGCAGUCGAAACACAACAACUUGUGUAGAGAAUUUGGAAGCCGAGAAUGGGGUGGAAAUUAUUUCAAAACCACCACGUUUUUUGGUAAAUAGACGUUAA